Aspergillus brunneoviolaceus CBS 621.78 is the source of this 1065-nucleotide messenger RNA. RefSeq lists its product as uncharacterized. Bases 261 to 872 code for a protein of 203 amino acids. NCBI's taxonomy places the organism in Eukaryota, Fungi, Ascomycota, Eurotiomycetes, Eurotiales, Aspergillaceae. The record is from RefSeq and is a predicted model, not a curated record. The transcript is spliced from 2 exons.
CUUGGAAUUAUUCAAUUAUUCGCAACUGAGAUCUGAACCACACUCUUUUACUUUCCUACUCUUUCAUCCAGUUCCAUCCACUCCCUCAUCCAUAAACACUUUUCCUAACACUCAAUUGCAUCCAUCCCGCACCAGCAUCUGUACACUAGACCUCAUCACCCCAACCCCAACCCAUCAUUCGUAUUCUACCCUUGCGACUCCGCGACACUAAUCAGCCAUACUACCCUCCACAAAUUUCUCACCCCCAAAGACCAAAAAAAAUGUCCAUCCGCACCCUCUCGGACACCGACUUCGAAGACAGCACGCUGAAGCGCGCGCGCACGGACCCGACCGCGCACCGGCUCUGCUACGACUGGAUGAUCGUGCAGGGCAACUGCCACUACGCGCGCGACCGCGCCGCCUUCACGAGCUACCGGCCCGUGACCACCGUGCGCCUGCAGACCAACAUCUUCAACCCGAUGGAGGAGCUGGAGGUGGCCGGCGUCGGCACGGUGGAGAUACCUGUGAUGCGGUCGCUGACGGACCCCACCAACCCCAACCACAACCCGUUCGACAACACCCAGUCCAACACCAACACGCACACCCUCGUCCUCGAGAACGUCCUGCACAUCCCCGAGGCCGUCUGCAACGGGUUCAAUCCGCUGCUGUACGGGAGCAGCAUGUCGUGCACGGCCGAGAGCUGGACGGGCGCGGAUCGCGCGGGCACCCCGCUGUGGGUGGCGACCCCCUUCGCGGGCGGGUCGCGGCUGGUGCUGGCCGGCGCGGCGGCGCAGCUGCAGCACCAGCAGGGGGUCUCGGAGCUGAUUGCCGGGCGGUAUUAUACGCUGAGUCUGUAUAUUAGUCCUGCGGAGAAGGCGGAGUUGAUGGGGUAAAGAUGGGGAGAGGUUGUUUGCCGCAGAGAUGGGAAAGUGAUUGUGGCAACCGAGGGAGAAAAGGGAAGAGUGAAUCCUGUUGGGGCGAGGCAGGAGGCAACAUGACAGGUGACUGUCGGCUCGUCUGUACUGUACAAUAUAUUAUGAUACCUAUGAUAGAAUAUAGCAAAAAAGCAAUACGAUACGAUUCCGG